AUGACCCAAAGAGCAAAGAUUGUUUCAUGCCAGUUAAAAAUAAAUGGGGUUUCUGUAAAAACAAGGCUGGUAGGGUCGGAGUAUCGGCAUGAGACAUUGCUUUACUGCUCCCACAAACAUGACAUGAGCAUUGGUGUAUUUCUCCUGCUUCCUCACAACUUAGUUAAGGAAGCUCUUAUUCCGAUGGUGAUUUCAAGAUUAAAGAAAGAAUAUAAUUCUCUUUUGAUACUUGAUCGCCAAACCAUUGAAUUCACAGUAUAG
Molecule: messenger RNA, 261 nt
Organism: Dovyalis caffra
Lineage: Eukaryota; Viridiplantae; Streptophyta; Magnoliopsida; Malpighiales; Salicaceae
Source: the annotation of a GenBank genome assembly